GUCCUCAACCAACCCCCUCUCUGCUAGGUCAGGCGUGGGGACGGGGGUCUGGGCCGCUCGGUCCUCCCAGGUGAAAGCCGGGACACCACCCUCACAAGGAUUACCAGGAGGGGCACUGCCCCCAAGGGCAGCUGGAGAAGAGAGAGCCGAUUGCAGGGUGCCCCGUGUGAGGUCCCUGACGGCGGCUCCUUUGGAGAUGGCUGGAGAACCAUGCCUGUGAUUCCACCGUCCCUAGCCACGCUGGUGACUCCGCCCUCCCUCGCCACACCGGCAACUCCGCCGUCAGCAGGAGCCCAGGGAUGAAGGGGGCAAGCAGGAGCUGAGCCCGUGUAUUAAUCAUGCUUUCGUAUUUUCUGUAUCUGAUGCUUUGACAUCUGGAACCUCAUUAGCCCGAGAGGCCUGCCCCUCCCGGGUGAGCGAUUUCCUAGAGCUAGUGAGCACCCCCCAGCGUCUUUCCAAAUGCAAACCAGGCAACAAGAGUCUGCACCCCAGCGGCCAACGCGAGUCCACAGCCCACUGCCUCUGUCCUUCACUCAGGCUGCCAUCCUCCCACCCAACCACUCGGGGGAUGGCCCCUGCCCCAGAGCUGCUGAGAUGACGGAAGCCAGGCCCCCCAGGCCUGCUCACCCGGCCUUGCCCAUUCCUGGCCACGUCCCCCUCACACCCUCGGCCUCCUGCCCAGCCUGGCGCCUCCCUGGUGGCCCUGCCUGGGGGUACCACCUUCUCUGGGAUCCGUAACAAACCAUCUCACCAAUGGCCAUUGUCUCCUGGCCUGCUGACUGCGCUGUCCUGAAUAAUGAUAAAGCCACUUGGAGACCAGGGCAGGCGGUGGCACCCCAUCCUGCUCAGCUCCUGAUCUUGCAGAGCAGGGGAUGCACACCCAUCACAGAGGCCCAUCUCACUGUUCUACACAGAGCUGGAAGAUUCUGGCUGACAGGCAAAGCCAGCGUGAGGCUGUGAGCCUGGAGAAACCUGCCGGCCUCCACAGCACCCUUCGCUGGUGCUGACUGGCCUGUCAGCGUCCUCAGUGCCACGCUGUCCUGCCCGUUUAAAGGCAUUUGGGAGGAAACGCGACACGAUUGCUGUUGGUUUCCAGAUGCUGAGUCCCCGCAGCUCUGGGUGGCUUUGUGGCCGCUUUGGCGGAACAGACACAAUUAGGUUUCAUCGGGGCCCUGCCUGGAACCCCAGCUCUUUCUCAUACAAUUUGCAGGUGACACAGCCCAGGCUCUCAGGGACAAAGGAGCUGCAAUUUACCAGCCCUUCUGUCGGGCUGCAGGCCCCACACACAGAGACACAGUCAGUUUCUAAGCGGAGGCCAGGAUGCAGUGCCCAGCACCGCUUGGAUGCCAGUGCAGCCCAGGGAGGAUACUGGGCGUGGCCCUGACCCUCGGUGAGGCUGUUUGUGUGCUGGCCUCAACAGACAGCACGAGCAGCUCCUCCAGGGAGGGCGUGCUUCCUCCCUUUCCCAAGAGUGCUGCCCUGCCGGGGCUUGGCUAGUGCGGGGACCACUCCGAGGGCCAAGCAAAGCUGGUGUGGCCCAGGGUCCACUUGAACCUGCCUGUUGGCUCCAAGACCGAGGUUCAAGAAUGAAGCCAGCCCUCUUUGUAUCAUCAGGACACACAUGCUAACCAGCACCCAGGUCCCAUGGGGCCAGGCUGGCACCACCACAGCCACUGCGUGGCUCACGUGGCAGCACAGAGCAGCCAGUGGGCAUGGGGGGGCAGUCUCGCAUGGCCACAUGGGACCCAGCACGGGACCCAGGUGCCCCCCAUCACCUCCUGGGUGCUGGCCCUCCCUGACUUGCAGCAGGGGAUGGACAAGGCACGAGGGGGCGGAGAGUAGGGUGGCGGGGGGGCUUCUGGGCCAGGCCUGAGGGGCCGCGUCCCCCUCCCCAAUCCCCUGUCCAGGGCUCAGCCAAAGGACUCCUAAGGGACUGGACGUGUGGAGGGAGGGGAGACGGUGGUGGGAGACACAAAGGGGCUUGUCCAUGCCCAUCUAAUGAGAGACAGAGACAUAGAGAGAGACAUAGAGACACAGAGAGAUGGAGAGACAGAGACAUGAGAUAGAAACAUAAGAGACAGACAGACAUGGAGAGAGACAAAGAAACAGAUUAUAGAGAAGACAGAGAGAGAUAGAGAUGAAGACACAGAGAAAGACACACAGAGGAAGACAGAGAGAGGGGCACAGCCCCUUGCUUCUCUCCCCACGGGGUCCCUCAUUCAGGGAGAGCAAUGUAGAGGCUUUCCUGGGGAGGGUCAUUUGCUGACGACGUCCUGGAGACCGGCACCCAGCACUCUCAUCUGCAGGAAGCAUGGUGCGUGGUGCAGCCGCAGGCCCAGCGAGGAGCCAGGACCUGGGUGCUGAGCGCAGUCUGCAGCCUCGGAGGACGGUGUUUUCUGUGGCAGGAGUGGGACGGGGAGGGGGUCCACAGGCAGGGGGCACUGAGUGUCCCCCAUGUCCAGCUCCUCCCUGGUCUCCGCUGGGCGUCUUCCUUCCCAAGCUCUGCGUGCCCACGUGGCUACCUUGGGAGGUGCUCCAGCAUCUGGGGGGAUGAGCAGUUUUCUCUUUGGGCCGCUGACUGGGAUGCCCACUCACAAGACUGGAGAGACGCUGUGGCUGCUUCUGUGGCCAAAGUUCACCUCUUCACUUGGCACCAUUCUGAGCUUGAGGCUUGGGCUCCCAGGCAGCCUGUGAGGCAGCGUUUCUGGGCUUUUCCUCCCUGUGGGCAGUCUGCCCUUGUAAGUGGGAAGGAGAAUUUGGGGAUAACUUGGCUCUUUCUUGACUGAUAGGUUUAGUUGUGUGAUGAACUGUGUGUUUCCUUUUGGGUGUUGUGAUCCACUAAACUGUUAUAAAAUCUGGUUUUCACUUUGAAAAUAAUGAGGAUGAGACUUCACCUCUCAAGUUAUGGCCACCAUUUGCUCAAGCCCACCUCUCUUCCAUUUUGCCAAUAUUCCUUGGAUACAAUAACUGAUAGAAUGACCCACCCAUCCACCCAUUUACCCAUCUACUCACUCAUUCACCCACCUAGCCACUAUCUAUCCACCCAUCCACGCGGACUCAUCUACCCAUCCAUCCCUGCAUCCAGCCAGCCAUCCAUUCAUCCAUCCAUGCAUCCCACCCACCCAUCCAUUCACUCAUCCAUCCAUCCACCCACUCAUCCAUCCAUUCCUUUAUCCAUCUACCUACUCAUUCACCCACCUAGCCACUAUCUAUCCAUUAAUCCACACGCACUCAUCCAUCCAUCCACUCAUUCAUCCAUCCAUCCAUCCCUGCAUCCAGCCAGCCAUCCAUUCACCCAUCCAUGCAUCCCAUCCAUCCAUCCACUCACUCAUCCAUCUAUCCAUCCAUCCAUCCCUGCAUCCACCCAGCCAUCCAUCCAUCCAUUCACCCAUCCAUCUAACCACUCAUCCAUCCAUUCCUUUAUCCAUCCGUCUACCUACUCAUUCACCCACCUAGCCACCAUCUUUAUCCACCCAUCCAUUCAUCCACCCACCCACCUAUCCAUCCAUCCACCCACUCACCACUCAUCCAUUUACCCACUCAUUUGCCCACCUAGACACCAUCUAUCCAUCCAUCCUCCCACCCACUCAUCCAUCCACUCAUCUACCCAUCCAUCCACCAUUUAUCCAUCAAUCUACCUACUCAUUUGCCCACCUAGCCACCAUCUAUCCCUUCCUCCUCUCACCCACUCAUCCAUCCCCCCAUCUGCAUUAGUCCCUAGAACCAGCAUGACUCUGUCUAAGCGCUGUGCAAAGCUGUGUCAUCAAGAUGAGGAAAAAAACCUUACAGGCCAAGCAAGCCCUGUGUUCCCAGCCCAGGCCUCCAGGAAAAGGGUUGGAUGCACCAGAGGUCCAGGCUGACGCGGACGGAAACCUAGGCAUCCUGAGCCCCAGGUUGUCUCACCUGGUACAAACCCAAGAGGCACCUAGUCAGCACUUCCCCUUUGGCAGAACGGAAUUUCCCCUUUAACAAAAGGCAGGGCUUCAUAUUCACUCUGGAGGAAAUUGUGUGCAUCCCUUUGAGAGAUUUCACUGAACCUGAUUUUUAAAAAAGAUUUACAAUCUGCUCAGCGUGUCCCUGCCCCUGGAGCCCAGGCCUGUUUCGGGAAAUGAUAAUUCCUCUGGUGCGGCUGCGGGUGAUGCCACCCUCUUGUCACAUACAUGCUUCGUUCUGCAGCAGCGAUCCGUCUUCGGGGCAGGAUCUGCCUGGAUUUAUCACUGGAAAGGCAAAUCCCAUCUCCCAGGGCGCAGUGGGCGCCAUUCAUCAAUGUCCAACAGGAAACCAUCUCUUCCUGGAUGACGGAGGUUUCAGAUACACUGGAGGCAAAGCAGGCAGUGGCCACAGCGUUCCUGCCCCAGGGCCAGCCGUUGUCCAGACCCUCCCGCUCACCUCACCAAACACUGAACAUCUCAAACAAAUGAGAGAAACAGCGUCUUCAUUCCAAACAAGUGGUUCUCAAAGUGACUGAGUAGCACCAAUGUCACCUGGAACUCCCAAGAACCGCAAGUUCCCAGACCCCACCUGGGGCCUGUGGAGUCAGAAGCUCCGGGGAGGGCGCCCCACAUUUUGAGCUCUCGGGAUGCCGCCGAUGGAGCCAAGUGCCUGAGGCUUCUCACCCGGUCCCACCCCCUCCACACAACCAUCUGUCCCUGAAGCCCUGUCCCUUGAAUGGCAGAACGACACCUGGUGGCUUUUUCUAUGAUGUGCUUCUGUCCUCAAGCAGAGAUGAGGAUACAGUUUAGGUCAUGAUUUCUGCGGAAUCAGGCCCGCUGCAGCUGUGACGGAUGAAAUGGUGGGGAAGACAUUUGUCAGCACCACAGACAUAGAACUCUCCCCUGCUGUUUCAGACACACAGAAACGAUAGAUCAGUUGUUUUAAAAGUUAAAAGUAAUAUUAGAAAACAAAGUGAAAUUCUCUACAGCUCAGGAGGAGUGGAAGCUGGCUGCAGUGAGUGGCAUGGAAGCCAUGAGGCUCUGGGGACCAUCAGCGGGACAGGUGCUGUGCGUGUGGCUCUGACGUCCAUUGGCGGGGACAGGUGCUGGGAGUGCAGCCAGGCUCCUGGCAUGAACUCAGGGUGGGGACGAGCUCAAUGAGCAGCAACAGAUGCUGAAACUGGCUCUGACGGACCCCUGGGGCUGCAGCCAGAAGUGUCCCAUGGCGAGAGGCAACAGCACAUGCACUUGGGCCGGUGCACGCCUGGGAAAGGGGAAAGGGCACCUCCCCAGGGCAGCCCCUGCCUGGGAAAGGGGAAGGGGCACCUCCCCAGGGUGAUACCCACCUGGGUAAGGGGAAGGGACACCUCCCCAGGGUGACACCUGCCUGGGAAAGGGGAAGGGGCACCUCCCCAGGGUGAUACCCACCUGGGUAAGGGGAAGGGGCACCUCCCCAGGGUGACACCCGCCUGGGAAAGGGGAAGGGGCACCUCCCCAGGGUGACACCUGCCUGGGAAAGGGGAAGGGGCACCUCCCCAGGGUGACACCUGCCUGGGAAAGGGGAAGGGGCACCUCCUCAGGGUGGCACCUGCCACCGACUUCCAUGUCAUGAGUCAGAAGUGCUGGGAGGAGGUGCUCUGAAACUUUCUUCCCAGAGCAGGUACUCAUGGAGUUAAGCCACAACUUCCAUAAAAGACGAGCACUCAGCAAAAUGACAAGGCAGCUGGGCAUGGUGCCUCACGCCUGUAAUCCCAGCACUUCGAGAGGUUGAGGCAGGAGGAUCAGUUGAGCCCAGUAGUUUGAGACCAGUUUGGGCAACCCUGUGAGACUCUGUCUUUACCAAAAAAAAAAAAAAAAAAAAUUAGCUGGGUGUGGUGGCGCAUGCCUGUAGUCCCAGCUACUCAGGAGGCUGAGGCGGGAGGAUCACCUGAGCCCAGGAGUUCAAGGCUGCAGUGAGUGAUGACUGUACCACAAUACUCCAGCCAGGAUGACAGCAAUACCCUGAUAAAUAAAUAAAAAUGACAAAGCACCUGAGGAAAUCCAAUUCCAGGAGAGUGAGCCAAGAAAUCCAACAAAAUGGGUGAAUUUAAACCCAAAGAGACAGAAAAAAAGAGUAAUUAAAGAGGUCUUAGGAUGACUGUUAGAAUUUCCAAAGACAUGAAGGAAUGAGAGAAAAGAAUUAAUCAAAAACGUGAGUUUAUGAAUCAAAACAACUAUAAAAAAAAACCAGAUAUGAAAAAUACCCAUGGAAGAAAGUCUCCUAAAUGUAAGAUGCAGUCAUUAACUUGAAAAACCAAGGCUAAGCAAGUAACUCGAAUUGCUGUCUGGAUGUGGCUGAAGAGAGGACUUGUUCCCUGGAGUGCAGAACCAGGGGAAUUUCCCGGGACACCCCACAGAAUGGAAAGGAGAUGAGAAACAGGAAAGAGACAUCAGCAACCCCGAGGGUCAAAGUCCCACCUGCCUCCAACAAGAUUUCCACAUGGGGAGGCCACGCACUGAGAAACUAAGGACUGUCCAGAUUUGUAGAAACACACAGCUGGUGGCUCACGCCUGUAAUCCCAGCACUUUGGGAGGCCGAGGCAGGUGGAUCACCUGAGGUCAGGAGUUCGAGACCAGCCUGGCUAACAUGGUGAAACCAUGUCUCUACUAAAAAUACAAAAAUUAACUGGGUGUGGUGGCUGACACCUGUAAUCCCAGGUACUUGGGAGGCUGAGGCAGGAGAAUCACUUGAACCUGGGAGGUGGAAGUUGCAGUGAGCCGAGAUCACACCAUUGCACUCCAGCCUGGUGAGAGUGAGAUUGUGUCAAAAAAAAAAAAAGGGGGGGGGCUGGACACGAUGGCUUAUGCCUGUAAUCCCAGCACUUUGGGAGGCCAAGGCAGGCAGAUCAUGAGGUCAGGAGUUCAAGACCAGCCUGGCCAACAUAGUGAAACCCAUCUCUACUAAAAACACAAAAAGUAGCUGGGUGUGGUGGUGGGCGCCUGUAAUCCCAGGUACUCAGGAGUCUGAGGCAGGAGAAUUGCUCGAACCUGGGAGGUGGAGGUUGCAGUGAGUUGUGAUCACGCCACUGCACUCCAGUCUGGGUGACAGAGUGAGACGUUCUCAAAAAAAAAAAAAAAAAAAAAAAAAAGGAAGCCUGAGAUGGACAAUGUAUGCAGCGCCCCAUAAUGGAAAGGAAAGGAAUCCACAAACGUCAGGGCUCUGUGAUCAGAGGAACUCGGGGGCCCAGAAGCCCACCCCACAGCCGUUCCUGGUACUGUGCUGCUGGGUGGCAUCGGGUAAAUGCAACCCGCACAUGCUGGAAUCAAAUUUCAGCAAAAGGUUUCUCAGGUUCACAUGAGAGAGCAAAAGCAAGAGAAUAACAGUCAAGAAAGUCCUAAAAUAGUAAUGGGGACAUGUCUAACCGCUAGACGUGCAGUUAUUUUAUAAAUAA
Symphalangus syndactylus (siamang) is the source of this 7363-nucleotide messenger RNA. RefSeq lists its product as uncharacterized. The record is from RefSeq and is a predicted model, not a curated record. Lineage: Eukaryota; Metazoa; Chordata; Mammalia; Primates; Hylobatidae.